AUGUAUCGCCUCAAGUUAGAGGUAUUCACGGCCGUUGCGGCUUGGGCUUUUUCCGCGGCCUCUUUGACUUUCCCUAGCGGUAUCGAGGGCGGCCUUUGCCCGCGAGGCGAUGCGGACUUGGAGGCACUUGGAAAGAAGCUUUCGAGCACUGCCAAGGUGUAUUCUCCGGGUUCAACUGGGUUCACGGAUGUCACAACGCGGUGGUCUGCUUUAGCUGAACCUAAGGUCAACAUUGUCGUUGUGCCCGGCAAUGAGAACGAUGUUGUUGAGACGGUGAAAUUCGCCAACAAGAAGGACCUGCCCUUCCUCACGUACAAUGGUGUCCACGGAGCCCUCAUUUCGCUGGGUAAGAUGGACCAUGGAGUCGGAAUCUCGUUGAGCCAGCUGAGCAGCGUCAAAAUCGCCGAAGAUGGAAAGACAGCCACUAUGGGUGGAGGAACCAUGUCUAAGGUGGUCACCGACUCGCUUUGGGCCGCAGGAAAGCAGACAGUUACUGGAACCUGUGAAUGCGUCAGUCUUCUCGGACCGGCCCUUGGCGGUGGACAUGGAUGGCUCCAGGGCCACCACGGACUCGUCUCUGACCAGUUCGUUUCUAUGAAUGUCGUUCUCGCCGACGGUACCUUGAAGACGAUUGACCAGAGCUCCGACCUCUGGUGGGCGAUGAAGGGUGCUGGACACAACUUUGGCAUUGUGACUUCUCUCACCAGCAAGAUCUAUGAUAUCCAGCACCGUGACUGGGCUAUCGAGACGAUAUCUUUUAGUGGCGAUAAGGUUGAGGCUGUCUACGAGGCUGCCAACGAAUAUCUUCUGAAGAAUGGCACCCAGCCCGUUGAUCUCAUCAACUGGUCGUACUGGAUGAACAACCCCGAUGUUGACGCUACCAACCCCGUCAUCGUAUUCUACAUCAUCCAGGAGGGAGUGAAGGCCGUUGACUCGAUUUACACCAAGCCUUUCCAUGACCUCGGACCGCUUUCCGUUGUGCCCCAGGCAGGCACCUACAAGGACCUCGCUGCAUGGACCGGCAUUGCCCUUGACUCCCCGCCAUGCCAAAAUGCCGGGUACGCUAACCCCCGCUUCCCCAUCUAUCUCCAAUCAUACGACAUUGCGGCCCAGAAGAAGGCAUGGGACAUCUACGCACCUGCUAUCAGUGGAUCCUCUGCCUACAACAACUCAAUCCUCAUGUUCGAGGGUUACUCCUUCGGAGGCGUGCACGCGAUUCCUAGCAGCUCGAGUUCUUUCGCUUUCCGCAGCGAGAAUCUCCUUGCCGCUCCCCUCAUCAACUACCCGCCCGGCGAUGCAACAGUUGCCGCCAAGGCGGUUGAUCUGGGUAAACAGCUCCGCAACAUCCUCUUUGAAGCCAGUGGCCUCGAGGACAUCCGCGCAUAUGUCAACUAUGCCUACGGAGACGAGACAACGAAGCAGCUGUAUGGCGAUAGUGAACAGCGCCUGCUGGCCUUGAAGAAGAAGUAUGACCCGACUGGCAAGUUUAGCUUCUACGCACCUAUCGCUUAG
Penicillium hordei is the source of this 1512-nucleotide messenger RNA. RefSeq names its product putative FAD-dependent oxygenase. Gene Ontology annotation, molecular function: FAD binding; oxidoreductase activity. NCBI's taxonomy places the organism in Eukaryota, Fungi, Ascomycota, Eurotiomycetes, Eurotiales, Aspergillaceae. The coding region runs from base 1 to 1512 and encodes 503 amino acids. The record is from RefSeq and is a predicted model, not a curated record. The transcript is spliced from 2 exons.